UUAAUUUGCACUGUGAGCUAGUAUUAUACAUCACGAUAACGAUUAAUUCGACUAUCCAUAAAUAGAAGUUUAUAUUUUGCAAAUCAAACCCUAGACAAGCAGUUCAUUCACAGUAUAUUUACAAAUACUCCCGAGGAAAAAAUGGCCAAGCUAAAAUUUUUUUUUAUUUUGAUCAUUGGAGAUUUCAUCAAACAUGUGAUGUUGUACAAUCCAAUGUUAACAUAUACGUUACGUUUUAAAAAAGCUAUUGUACAACCGAGCAUUUAUGGAAAUUUAACCAUCGACCAAUACAAAGAAACACAAUUUAUAAAUGGAAAUAUUACAGUGCCCUCGACAUUUUCAAUCACCUCAGUUGUCGGCCUAUUCUAUCGUUGUGAUUCUGAUGGCAUUAACUGUGAAUACUUUCAAACGUGGAAAAUGACUGACCUCUGCUCUAAAAUGAAAGAAAAGAACCAAGUAUGGUCCCGUUGGUACGGUUCGUUUCAUCCACCAUUAGUUUGUCCAUUCAAUAAAGUUCAUUACCAAAUAAGAAAUGGAACUUUUGAUAUUGGCUUAGCAAUACUUUUGUAUCCCCAAGUAACUGAUUACCAAUGGAGAAUAAUUCAAAAGUUCUACGAUAAUGAUACACAUCUCAGUAAUAUGGUCCUGGAAUUAUCAUUUUUUGGCUACAGAAAAAAAAUCAAGACUGUUCAAAAACCUUAACAUGUUAUUUACUCAAUUACACUUCAAUUUAAUGUAAACAAAUUUGUACUAUUCAUUCAUUAUCCACUAUUUAAAAAGUGCGUGAUGCGAUUACGCGCGGGAGAAAUGAAACUUCUUUGUAGAGGGUUUGAAAAAAAAAAUAGUCAUGACACACGUUUUUAUGGUUUGUUUUGUAUAAAAAAUAAAAUAUAUCAGAAAGAAUGCAAAAAAGAUGGUUUCCCCGACAGGAAUAGAACCUGCAACUGUCAUCGGAGCGUUUCACCUUAGCUUAACGGUCACGCCCU
This is a messenger RNA of Metopolophium dirhodum (rose-grain aphid), 986 nucleotides long. RefSeq lists its product as uncharacterized. The transcript is spliced from 4 exons. Lineage: Eukaryota; Metazoa; Arthropoda; Insecta; Hemiptera; Aphididae. Bases 142 to 702 code for a protein of 186 amino acids. The record is from RefSeq and is a predicted model, not a curated record.